AUGACCCACUGCUCCUCCCCUUGCUGCCAGACCACCUGCUGCAGGACCACCUGCUGGCAACCUACCUGUGAGACCACCUGCUGCAGCACACCCUCCUGCCAGCCCAGCUGCUGUGAGUCCAGCUGCUGCCAGCCUUGCUGCCGCCCAACUUGCUGUCCAACCACCUGCUGCAGGACCACCUGCUGGAAACCUACCUCUGUGACCACCUGUUGCAGCACACCCUGCUGCCAGCCCAGCUGCUGUGUGUCCAGCUGCUGCCAGCCUUGCUGCCGCCCCACUUGCUGCAGCACACCCUGCUGCCAGCCCAGCAGCUGUGCACCCGUGUACUGCACCAGGACCUGCUACCACCCCACCUCCGUCUGCCUGCCUGGUUGCCUAACCCAGAGCUGCGGAUCCAGCUGCUGCCAGCCUUCCUGUUGCUGA
Molecule: messenger RNA, 423 nt
Organism: Lemur catta (Ring-tailed lemur)
Lineage: Eukaryota; Metazoa; Chordata; Mammalia; Primates; Lemuridae
Product: keratin-associated protein 9-7
Exons: 2
Coding region: 1-423 (140 amino acids)
Cellular component (GO): keratin filament
Source: RefSeq, a predicted model, not a curated record